AUGACGAUAUUUAAUUUUUUUCUGAUAUUUACGGUAAUUUAUUCUGGCAUAGCUGACCGUCAUUUCGAUGACGAAUAUCUUGCAACGCUUAGGGAAGAAGUCCGACAAAUGUUCAAUCAUGCUUAUGAUGGAUAUUUGAAAUAUGCUUUUCCGUUCGAUGAAUUGAGACCAUUAAGUUGCGAUGGAGUCGAUACUUGGGGAAGUUAUUCGUUAACAUUAAUCGACGCGUUAGAUACGCUUGCCGUAAUGGGAAAUUUUACGGAGUUCAGAAGAGUUGUUAAUAUACUUAUUAAAAAUGCAGAUUUUGUUAAAAAUAACAUAAACGUGUCUGUUUUUGAAACAAAUAUCCGAAUUAUUGGUGGAUUGUUAAGCGCUCAUCUGUUAUCUCAAAGGGCAGGCAUUGUUGUUGAAGAAGGUUGGCCUUGUAAUGGACCAUUGUUAGAAUUAGCUGAAAAUGUUGCUCAUAGGCUAAUUGCUGCUUUUGACACAACUACCGGAAUGCCGUAUGGUACAGUAAAUUUACAAAAUGGUGUGCCUCAUAAUGAAACUACCAUAACCUGUACCGCAGGAGUUGGAACAUUUAUAUUAGAAUUCAGUACUUUGAGUCUUUUAACUGGUGAUCCUAUAUAUCAAGAGCUUGCUAUGAAUGCUUUGUUAGCUUUAUGGCACCAUAGAUCGAGUAUAGGUUUGGUCGGAAAUCACAUUGACAUUCAAAGUGGAAGGUGGACAGCUCAUGAUUCUGGUAUUGGAGCAGGAGUAGACUCUUACUUUGAAUAUCUUGCAAAAGGUGCUUUAUUGCUGCAAAAACCUGAAUUGAUAAAUAUGUUUUUGGAAUACAGAAAAAUGAUAAACAAAUAUUUAAAAACUGAUGAUUGGUAUAUGUGGGCUUCAAUGUCAAAAGGACAAAUUUCUUUGUUAGUAUUUCAAUCUUUAGAAGCCUAUUGGCCUGGAGUGCUUAGUUUAUUCGGGGAUACCACAGAGGGACUUAAAUCAUUAUUUAAUUAUCAUCAAGUUUGGGAAACAAAUGAAGCUGGUGUUCACAGAGAAAGUUAUCCUUUGAGGCCAGAACUAAUUGAAUCUGUUAUGUAUUUAUACAGAGCUACGGGAGAUUCAUAUUUGUUAGAAGUGGGAGAGGAUAUUCUUAGAAGUAUUCAACAUAGUUCUUACACACCUUGCGGUUAUGCUACUAUAAAAGAUGUUCGAGAUCAUCGUAAAGAUGAUAGAAUGGAAUCGUUUUUUCUUGCCGAAACUACUAAAUAUUUGUAUUUAUUAUUUGAUUAUGACAACUUUAUGCAUAACAACGGACAAUUUGGUAGCGUAUUUAAUACUCCGUGGGGAGAAUGUAUUAUAGAUGCUGGCGGAUAUAUUUUUAAUACUGAAGCUCACCCAAUUGACACAGGUGCUUUACAUUGCUGUAGUAAACAAUUGCAAGAACAUGUACGUGAUACAAUCUUAGAUUUUGAUCCUGAUUCUUCGAGCGGAGUAAAACUUUCUGUUCACAAACAAAAAAUGAUGGAUAAAUUAAAACUAAACGUUGCAGAAAAAAAGAAACGGUUUCAAAGUCAAGAAAAUGUUUUAAAUGAAAUUAUAAAUGAAGUAAAAUUACCCAUUUCUAAAGUUGAAUCGGAAAAUGAAGAUGAAACACAUGCGAGUCAAACGUCUUAUGAUGUACCAUUGGAUAACCCUACAUUGAAUAAUUUAGAAAAAAAAGAAAAACUCCAAGAUUAUUUAGUGGAUGAAGAUCAUUUAAAUUCAAGUGGAUUUUAUGUGGACGAAAAAAUUAGAAAAGAGAAAAAAUAUUUCAAAAACGUUACAUGGGAAGCUCAAUAUCAUUUACUUAGAUGCCACGCUCAACCUUUUUUAACUCGAGUAUCAUUAAAUGGAGAAUUUUAUACAGAUGUGUAA
Pediculus humanus corporis (human body louse) is the source of this 1905-nucleotide messenger RNA. RefSeq lists its product as uncharacterized. Gene Ontology annotation, molecular function: mannosyl-oligosaccharide 1,2-alpha-mannosidase activity; calcium ion binding. Gene Ontology annotation, biological process: carbohydrate metabolic process; mannose trimming involved in glycoprotein ERAD pathway; endoplasmic reticulum mannose trimming. The record is from RefSeq and is a predicted model, not a curated record. The transcript has 10 exons. Bases 1 to 1905 code for a protein of 634 amino acids. Gene Ontology annotation, cellular component: membrane; endoplasmic reticulum. Lineage: Eukaryota; Metazoa; Arthropoda; Insecta; Psocodea; Pediculidae.